This is a messenger RNA of Somion occarium, 1386 nucleotides long. The record is from the annotation of a GenBank genome assembly. NCBI's taxonomy places the organism in Eukaryota, Fungi, Basidiomycota, Agaricomycetes, Polyporales, Cerrenaceae.
AUGUCGCAGACCAGGCAGACUGUGUCAGUCACGCAGGGGCACGUCCAGGACCUUAAUUGGUCCCAAGUGGAUCUCCCCGUGCAAUGGAACUCGGAUGACGACGCGGAUUGCUGUUCAAACAUCCUCCAAGGCACGCAAUAUUUUCUCGACAGUUCGUCCAGCAGGGCCAAGUCCACCCUCGGACAAUUGUUCUCCUACGCCGCUGAGCAAAUGUCUCAUCAUCGUCUAUGGGUCUUCGCCGUCGCAAUUUAUGGUUCGUAUGCUCGUUUCUUCCGAUUCGACAGAAGCAGCAUCGUCAUCUCUGCGCCAGUCAAGUACAUGGAGAACUCUCGCAUUUUCCUCGAAUUCUUCUGGCGCUACGCUCGAUUGGAUGCUGUAACACGCGGGUAUGAUCCCACCGUCUCUCCUGCUUCAUCCCCCGAAUGCGCUCUGUUCGAUGCAAAGAUCAAGGAAUAUCUGGAACGCGCAGAAAGAAGGAGAUUGCGUAAAUAUCCGGGUGUUGAAGAUCUUACGAAUGAUCAAUAUGUCACCUCGAAGGUACGGGUGGACGAUCGUGAUGGUGGCGUCUCCUAUUGGAUUGUUCGAAAACCUCUGGCUCAACCUCAUCUGCUUCUCCCUUGUGGGAAAAACACCCGGGGAUACAUAGCUGUAGAAGCACCAGAUCUCGAUGCUUCGGGCCUGCCUCUCGGGGACGAGAAUGAGGCCAUGAACAAGGAGGAUAGGUGUGAGUUGUACUGGCUCAAGGAUUCUUGGCGUUUGGAGGAAUGCGAAGCAGAGGCAGAUAUCUAUCAUGAUCUGAAGAAAGCGAAGGUAUCACAUGUUCCCGUGGUCAAAUGUGCUGGGGACGUCCUCCAAGGUGAAAAUGAAGAUGGGGAUGUGGACGAGGAUGAGGAUGGGGCUGAAGAAGAAGAAGAUGUGGUCGAGGAUGAACAUGAUGAGUGUGACGAUGGGGGCGAAGAUGAGGCCGAGGAUGGCAUUGAUAGAGAAGUACAACAGACAACGAACCAAAAGUGGCUCAGUCAUCCCGGUGCCAGAACUAUAUGGAAAGGAGUAACAGGACGGAUUCAACCCUGCAUCCAUCAUCGGGUCGUUCAAGAAGUUGUUUAUCCCCUGAGCUGCGUGCAGAGUGCAAGAGAGCUCGUACGCGCGACGCGCGAUGUUCUCGAAACUGUAAUCGAGGCGUACUACAAUGCCAAUCUUCUCCACUUAGACAUCAGUAAGGGCAACGUGAUGCUGACGGAGAAGUUCACUGACGGUCAGGACGAGUCUGGGGUGCUUAAUGAUUGGGACAUCAGCCACUUCGUUGGCUUAGGCACUCGACAUCGUUCGGGAACCUGGCCAUUCAUGUCCAUUCAGUUACUCGAAGAUCCGAAAAAAACCGCAUGA